GGUGUACACUUCAUUUCAUUCCUGCCACUUUAAUCUGCAGGUUUGUUUUAUGUUCUCUGUGGAUUAAUAAAUCAUCUGAUGGUUUUGUUUUACCAACAGCUGGCCUGAAGUGAAAGAACGCUGGUUCGAUACUCUUCAGAGAAAAAUUAAAGGUGCAAAAGCGAGGGCUGGUUGUGCUUCUUCACCGCCAGACGUCCUCAUGAAGGUGUUGAGUGGCAGCAUCGCAACUAAAACUCUAACUGGAGGUGGCAUGGAACAAUUGAUUGAGUUUCCAUUUGAUGGUGAUGCAAAGAUCUCUGCUCUGUCAAAGCAGUGUAAUAAUCAAGAGGACAGGCUGACACAGCCCAUUGAAACCAAGUGGAGCCUGGUGAGGAGGCUCAGAAAGGGCUCUAGUUUCCGCAUUAAACCAUGCAGAACAGAAGCAGACACCAAGACUCAGCUGUUUGGACAGCCCCUCUUCAAGAUAUGUCCAGAUGACUGUUCACUUCCCAAACCUAUCACAGACCUGCUGGUGUUGCUUAGGAGGAGAGGUCCAUCCACAGAAGGGGUGUUUCGGAAGCCAUGCAACAGCAAGCACAUGAAGGACAUCAGAGAGCAGCUCAACAGCGGUGUGGAGGUGGACCUAGAGGGUCAGCCAGUCGUUCUCCUCGUUGGACUGCUCAAAAGCUUUCUGAAGGAACUGCCUGGCAGCCUGCUGGUGUCUGAACUUUAUGACAAGUGGAUGAUGGCUCUGGACAAUGAAGAUACCCAGCAGAGAGCUGUGGAAAUCAAAAACGUUUUAGAUGAUCUCCCAGGGCCGAACAAACUCCUCCUGCGACAUCUAAUAUGUGUCCUCCAUCACAUCCUUGAGAAUGCGGAUAUCAACAAGAUGGAUGCUUACAAUCUGGCAGUGUGUAUUGGCCCCACACUCCUGCAGCUGGAUGACACCCGACUGGAUGAGCAGAAGGAAAAGAUGAAGAAGGUAACAGAGUUGACUCAGUUCCUGAUUGAGAAUUGUGAGAUUCUUGGAGGGAACAUCCCAAGUUUGCUGGACACUGAUGAAGACUCCUUGUCCUCCCAGCAUCAUGACUCUGCAUAUGACAGCACUGAUCCAGAUGGAGAUGGAGAGGCAGGAGAGAAUAUGAGACCCACACAUGAAAAGUAUGGCUCAUCUUCUUCAUCUUCCUCUCUUAGUCCCAACACUGCCACCUCUUCUUGGCCAUCUGAUGCCGUCUUCAACACAAAACCAGAAUUCAACCGUCGCUGCUCUGAGCCCAUCAUCCUUCUUUCAGCUGAUCUUCAAAGCCUUUUCAGUCAUGCAAGGAGCCAUGAUGACUGCUCCAUGGAGAGGAAGAACUUUGAUGAGCAGCCUCUGAAAAAGCAGAUCUCUGAUGACUCCUUCUUGCUCAGAGAUCGAGGUGGAGCCAAGUCAGUUCUGUCUUUUCCAAGAAUUAGCAGCAGCUCCAAUAUGGAUCCACUGCCCUACAUGGGCAAAAACUGCUCCAGCUCUUCCCUAGAUAGCGCUGCCUCUAACCAAUCAGAGGGCUCUGUUUUCACCAGUUCCCCACUGGGGUCACCACGAUGCCACAGGAGAGCAAAUGCUAUCAACCAGAUACCAGUGGCCACAAAGGCUCAGCAGGACAUUGCCAGACCAAUUUCAGAUGAAAGGAAACGUUCACAGUCUGUGAGAGUAGCCCCUAAAGUCCUAAUGAGGACCAGGAGUUUAGGAGCCUUUAGCAGGAGCAGCCUGAAGAAAAACUCUCAGAAGGAAAACGCCUUCCCUUGUGAAACACUCCAGGAGGACUUACAGAUUGAAGCAGAUCCACCAGCCAACCUUCUUCACAGAUCACAACGCCUCUCUGCAAUUGAAGUGUUUAAGCAAAUGGACAGUCAGCUGCCCUGCAGGCCUCCAUCAUAUGAGCAAGCAGUUCAGAACGUGAGUUUCCCUCCACAGUAUCAGUCAAUGACUGUGCAAGAUGCCGUAAACCUGGAGAGGAGGUCCCGCCCAUCCUCUGUUAACUAUGACUUUCCACCUGCAUUCAUGCGCAAUGAGGACUGUUUUGCACAGGCAGCACAGGAUAAAGCCAAUGUUGUUGAGCGAAGGCAGCCUUUCCGCCAGAGAGCCAUGUCCGAAUCUGUACCUGCAGGCCAUCAUGAGGUCAUGUCACGGAGAUGUAGCCAGCCUGUGUUUGAGGAAUUUAAUUAUGCCAAGGAGUCUUAUGUUUGAUUGACUUUAUAGCAGUUUUACAGAAUGGAUUUUAGUUACACAAACCUUUUUCAAAACCAGAAAACAUUCACAUUUAAAUAUCAGUAGACAAAGCUUAAAGGGCCAGUAGUCAAAAUCUGGUAACAAGAGCAAGCUUUUGUUGUAUGCUUUCAGUCAUUGAGUUUGUAGAUUCAGAAGGCCAGCCAGGUUUGCUUUCUCACAGACAGUGUCUCAUAUGACUUGAUUGCAUGAUUUCUUUUAGCAGCAAGAGUGCUUGGCCUCACCACUCCUUGCCUUUUGAUUGUUCAUAGGUUUUUGACUCUGCUUACUGAGCAGGUCUGUUUUAGAGGAAUGUUUGUAGACUUUCAUAAAGCCCAUCUUUAAUUUUUUUUACUGUUUAACUUUAAAUGACUGUCAGUUAUGUGGCACCUUGAUGGUUUUUCUCAGUAGUGCUAUUAAGAGUACAAGUAUAUAUAUAAUUUAUAUGUAGGUCUCAUGGUAGAUUUUUCGUUUAUCAGUGAAGUUAUGAACACACAGUUUGCUGUGGAUAAAAUUUGCUGAGUUUCAGUGGUUUGUUUGAAAUUUUGUUGACAGAUGAUAUGUACAGUAUAGUAUGUUAAGCACAUUGGGUCUUUUUACUUUGUUCAGUUAUAUUUGUUGUUGUUGUUUUUGCUUCUUGUGUACUCAUUUCACUUUGCAUGGUCUUCUUCCACUACAUUAAAGCACUUUUCUGAACUAUGCCUUUUUGGAUGCUAAAAUGUAAAUUAAACAAUAUAGCAAUAGAUGCAUGCAUGAAGUCUUUGUCAAUCACUCUUUAAUAGAAAUGAAACUGUUUGAGAUAACCAUAUUUGAAAUAAUAAAAAAAAAACUAGAGAGAAAAAAUAAAA
Molecule: messenger RNA, 3072 nt
Organism: Stegastes partitus (bicolor damselfish)
Lineage: Eukaryota; Metazoa; Chordata; Actinopteri; Pomacentridae
Gene: tagapb
Product: T cell activation RhoGTPase activating protein b
Exons: 10
Coding region: 200-2206 (668 amino acids)
Biological process (GO): signal transduction; regulation of Rho protein signal transduction
Molecular function (GO): GTPase activator activity
Source: RefSeq, a predicted model, not a curated record